AUGGACCCCAGCUCUCACAAACGCUAUCAUCUACAUGAAUGGGAACCAACAGACAAGUUUAAUGCAUAUUAUUCUGGAACAAGUGAAAAAUAUAUCACUGAAGAGACUGUGAGGUUUCCAAUGGAACAGCUUUAUAAAGUGUCAGGACAAGGUAUGCUAUGUUACAUAUAUUAAUACAUUUAAAAAAAAAAAUACACAUUCUCAUUGGUAAUAUAUAUAUAUAUAUAUAUAUAUAUAUAUAUAUAUAUAUAUAUAUAUAUAUAUAUAUAUAUAUAUAUAUAUAUAUAUAUAUAUGUAUAUGUAUAUGUAAAAAAAACAGAUAAAAUUCUUAUCUUGUAAUACCUUUUUUUUAUUGGACUAACAGAAUUUUUUAAUGACAAGCUUUCGGGAGAACCUCCCUUUCUCAAGUCUGAAGCAUUUCUGAGCAAAACGACACAUAGAAUUCAAAGUUGAGUUGUGAUACAGGGGUUAAAGCGACAUGAGUGUAGAUAAGACACAGGUUUGUUAGAAAAUAGACACCAUUUUUGCAGAGGGUCAUAAAUAUCUUUCUGAAGAGCAGAGUGAGGGGGGAGAGAGGGAGAAGAAAAAAAAGCAGACAGUGCAGAGGAUGGUACACUUUAUACAUGCACACGCACAUAAAUAUGUAUAUGUGAACGCAUAAACACAUGUACAUAUACAUAUACAUAAACACAUAUACAUACAUGCACAUGAACUCAUACACACAAAUAUAAAUGCACAGUAAUAUAUAUAUAAGCAUACAUGCAUACGAGUAUGGGAAAGCAUAGGUCCUACACAUAGUACUUUGUAUAUAGAUAGAAUAAACAUAUAGGAAUGUAUUUUAAAGUGUUGGUACAUAUGACAGAAUAGUAAGAUAAUGCUGGGAGAGUGUUCAUGUAAAGUGUUGGUAGUGGGACAGGAAUCCCAAAUCAAUAUUUAGUCCUCUAUUCUUGCUGUUAAACCAUUUAAUCAUUCUGGCUUCAAAGGCUUUUCUUUCCUGGGUAUUUUUAAAACCCCCUUUCAGUACUUUGAUUUUUAGGUCCUUCAGUGAGUGGCCAGGUUGGGUAAAGUGGCACAAAGUACUGAAAGGGGGUUUUAAAAAUACCCAGGAAAGAAAAGCCUUUGAAGCCAGAAUGAUUAAAUGGUUUAACAGCAAGAAGAGAGGACUAAAUAUUGAUUUGGGAUUCCUGUCCCACUACCAACACUUUACAUGAACACUCUCCCAACAUUAUCUUACUGUUCUGUCAUAUGUACCAACACUUUAAAAUGCAUUCCUAUAUGUUUAUUCUAUCUAUAUACAAAGUACUAUGUGUAGACCUAUGCUUUCCCAUACUCGUAUGCAUGAAUGCUUAUAUAUAUUACUGUGCAUUUAUAUUUGUGUAUAUGAGUCCAUGUGCAUGUAUGCAUAUGUGUUUAUGCGUUCACAUAUACAUAUUUCUGUGUGUGUGCAUGUAUAAAGUGUAUCAUCCUGUGCACUGUCUGCUUGUUUGUUUUUCUUUCUCCUCUCUCCCCCCUACUCUUCUCUUCAACAAGAUAUUUAUGACCCUCUGCUAAGAUGGUGUCUAUUUUCUAACAAACCUGUGUCUUAUCUACACUCAUGUCGCUUUAACCCCUGUAUCACAACUCAACUUUGAAUUCUAUGUGUCGUUUUGCUCAGAAAUGCUUCAGACUUGAGAAAGGGAGGUUCUCCCGAAAGCUUGUCAUUAAAAAAUUCUGUUAGUCCAAUAAAAAAGGUAUUACAAGAUAAGAAUUUUAUCUGUUUUUUACAUCUACAUCACUGGACUAAUACGGCUACAAUCUCUACUUGAACACUAUAUAUAUAUAUAUAUAUAUAUAUAUAUAUAUAUAUAUAUAUAUAUAUAUAUAUAUAUAUAUUACCAAUGAGAAUGUGUAGUUUUUUUUUAUAUAUAUAUUUUAAAAAAAAUAUUGCAGUGCAUAGACUAACAUACAGGCAUUUCAGGACAUCAUAGUAAAACAAUGCGUUAAAAAGAAAAGAGUAGCUUAGUACACCACAGGUAAUACAUGUUUUGUGUAAUAGUAUAAGCACUAUGCACAGCCAGUCAGCAAGUAGCAGGGCGAAAAUUAACGUAAUGAGCAUCAACAGGUCUGUGGUAGCAAUCAUACGAGUAAAUAAGGGAUAAAAACCUCCAGCUUGUCUAUAAGUGUUAGCUUCCAGGAUGCCCCCCAAUCAGGUUAUGUGUGAAACAAGUGUGUAGUUGUAGAUUAUAAACAACGUAAAGCUUUUUUUUGGCUUUGUUUAUUUUUUUUAUCUUGGUUAUUUUUCUACGCAGGUCAAAUUCAAGGAGACUAUUUGAUUGAUAUUUCUGCUGGCUGUAACAUUCACCAUCUAUUGCCUAUUUUUGAGUUUUUCAGAGACAUCACUAUUUUAGAAUCUAGUGAUCUCUGUGUGAAGGAACUAGUGAAAUGGAAGCAUAAGGAGUCUAAAAACUAUGACUGGACUCAUGCCUUAUCGAUUAUGGCAGAAUUGCAAGGUUCAAGGUAA
Messenger RNA from Pelobates cultripes (western spadefoot toad), 2500 nucleotides. Lineage: Eukaryota; Metazoa; Chordata; Amphibia; Anura; Pelobatidae. The record is from the annotation of a GenBank genome assembly.